AUGGAUCAUCAACCCCAAAUCUACCCUGCCACUAAUAAGGCCCCGGUCUCCUCUGGUUCCGCUAACAACCGGGAUGUUCAUUUUAUCGAACCCAAAUCUACUUCAAGUCCCUCUUCCUCUUCGUCGACCCGAGGAGCACUCCAAGAGCUCUCAGCCCGUCAUAUUCACAAUCAGGGUGUUGCCCAAAACUCGCCUCAGCAGUACCAAAAUCAAAAAUUGCACCUCAGACCUAGUGCUGUCAAAGUCCCCUCGUCAUUUCGUCGAGCACGGCGAUCAUCUACCGAGCCCGAAGCUUUCGAGCUCCUCGAGGUAGUAGAGGAAGAAGAUUCAAAUUUGUCUGUUGCCAGUUCGCCUGCGAAUAGCAAUCGCUCUGUUCACCAACAGUCAUCAGAAGGGUACAUUUGCAAGUCGCACCCGCUGGCCGAAGCGUGGCCAAGCUUGAGCCCUCAUCUAGAUCACCGACCAGGUCAGUUCGAAUGGUUGGUAUCGUUCUCAGCGCCAACUAGUGAAGCCAACAACAGUGACUCUCCCGACAUUGGUGAAAGCGACCAUUGCAAAAUGGAGACCAAGGUUUAUGGUUGCACUUUGUUGUCACGCUGGCCACGAUACAAUCUCUUCAACACUCCCGAGACUGACAUCUACACCUUCGUAGCGACUCCAUUGACACCUGAAGAAUACAUGGCUCUGGGUUUUGAGCCCCCACAAACUUCCUUCAGCACACCCAACAUGGCGUUGCCUCCACCUCCCGCGUAUGACGACCACCAAACUCUUCCACUCAAAGUACCUGAAGUGGUCGAAGUGGUAGAACAGGCGGUUUCGCCUUCUCUUACUUUGAUCAGCGACAGAUGCAGUAGCUACGGGGGGUCUUCGCGGAACGGUUCCUUCUCCGUGCCCCGAAUUGAGGACUCUUUCGAAGAACUUGAUAAACUUGAGGAUGAGCUCGAGGCUAUUGACGCCUUUACGCAGUCACGGCGAAUUGCUUUACCUGAGAACGUACCCACCAGCAAACACCUAGAGCCACCCUCUCCAGCAAAAAUGCCGACUAUCUCUAAGAGAGCAUCAGUAAUCGGUAUGUCUUCGACAGUGCGCGUCAAGCCGACUGAAAAGUCGCAAGUUCCUCUUCGUCGAUCAACCUCUCUCGUGUUUCGUGAUAAGAAACAAAACGAUUCCGACGAUACCCUCAAGCCCAAGCCGCAAUUUACUCGCGGAAACAACUCUCAGUCUACUCCUUCUAAAGCGCCUGUCAAGUCUACCAAGGCACCUACUAUUCCCAAAUUUGAGCUUCCUGGUGAGGCUGUAGCUCGUCGUCUGAAGGAACAGCGUGAAGCUCGCCGAGCCCAACAGGCUGAGGCUCAGAGAGCUUAUGUGCCUCCACCGAGACCGAAGUCUAGUAAACCACUCACUAAGCCAAUUUUUGAGCUUCCUGGAGAAGCCAUCUCUCGUCGCAAACGCGAAGAGCGUGAAGCUCGCCUCAAGGCACAAGAAGAAGAGGAAAAACGCAAGCGGGAGUUCAAGGCCAGACCUAUGCGUAAUAGUUUCACGCCAGCUAGCAUCCCGCGAGAGACCAUCGCCAGCCUUGCUCGACAAGGGAAGCUGCCACAAGAAGAUACAAAAAAGCAAGCGAACGCGGCUAAGACAAAGAGAGCAUCCAUUUUAGGUCCACGCCCAAGCCCCAGCUCCGAGGGGCAGAUUCCCCAAAAUCGAGGUCGGUUGUCCACAGCUACGUCACAGGAGCAUCUGAGUCGGGGAACCUCAGUGUCUACGGGAAGCGGCAGUGGGAAGCGGGCUCUUACUGCCGAAGAAGCACACCAACUCAAGGUCCGCGGCAAGGAAAUCUUCCAACGAGACAACAAUGGUUAUAUGCGGGACAAGGAACGCGAGAAGCGCGAACGUGAGGAAGCGACCCGACUGGCCCGAGAGCAGGCUGCAGAACGCUCUAGAAUAGCGAGCCGAGAAUGGGCAGAGAAAAAACGCCUUAAGGAGCAAGCUUUGUUGCAGGCCAUCAGGGGACAGUAA
Molecule: messenger RNA, 2016 nt
Organism: Fusarium coffeatum
Lineage: Eukaryota; Fungi; Ascomycota; Sordariomycetes; Hypocreales; Nectriaceae
Exons: 2
Coding region: 1-2016 (671 amino acids)
Source: RefSeq, a predicted model, not a curated record